Messenger RNA from Musa acuminata AAA Group (dessert banana), 2981 nucleotides. Its product is annotated as DEAD-box ATP-dependent RNA helicase 48-like. The transcript is spliced from 11 exons. The record is from RefSeq and is a predicted model, not a curated record. Gene Ontology annotation, molecular function: RNA helicase activity; ATP binding; nucleic acid binding. The coding region runs from base 80 to 2443 and encodes 787 amino acids. NCBI's taxonomy places the organism in Eukaryota, Viridiplantae, Streptophyta, Magnoliopsida, Zingiberales, Musaceae.
UCCACCCUCACUCUCUUCCUCCUAAAACCCUAAACCCAAAUCCCACUUUCCCCACGCCCUCCACUGCAGCCCCACGGCCAUGGCGUCCCCUGCCGUCCUUCGAGAACGUUCAAGAACGCUUCCGAAGCUCCUCUCCCACCUCGCCCUCCUCCGAUUCAUGGGAGGCGGCCCGCGUACGUUUCCCGGCGGCCUCAACAAGUGGCAGUACAAGCGGAUGCACGAGAAGAUGGCGAGGGAGAAGGAGCGCCGCCUCCUCCAGCAGGAGAAGCAGCUCUACCAUGCUCGCCUCCGAACCGAGAUCCGCGCCAAGAGCGCUGGGAGAACCUCCGGCGACUCCACCGAUCCCGCCUCCAACUCCGGUGGCGCCAUGACCUCCAAAGAGCACAUCAAGGCCCUUGCUGAUCGGUUUAUGAAGGCCGGGGCAGUGGACCUCUGGAACGAGGAUGACGGCCCCAUCCUCUCUGCACCUCGUCGGUCCCAUGCUUCGGGCUCCGUGCCGCCGCUUGAUUUGAGGAAGCUUGUGGCGGAGCGACGGAACGUGGUUGAAAGUAGGGCCGGCCGGACAAGUUCGAGCGUGGGUUCUUUUAGUAAGAGGGAGUACUCGACGAUGCCAGGGAGACGAAAUGGGAUGAGGUCGAAGAUGAGGUGGAGGAAUUCAUCGAGCGAUGAAGAUUCCGAGUCAGAUGCAAGGGUUGUUUCAAAUGGAAAUUCAAUGACGGAGCUUCGCGAUGCAGACAGGGGUACUCCAAAGAAUUCACGACUGUUUCCUAAGUUUAACAUCAAAAGUGACGGGGAGUCAGAGGAAGACUCAGGUUUGAUGAGCAGGGCGAGUGCAGGGAAGAAGAUAUUUAGCAAAGCUGCUCUGAGGAACUAUGAUAUGAAAAACCAGAGGAGGGUGCCUAGGAGCAUUGAGGAGUGCAGUGAUCCCUCUAAUGAGAUGCAGGAAAUUCGUGAUGAGUUGUGGAAGAAGCAGGCUUAUGCAUAUGAUACAACACGACGUGAUGCAGAGGAAGAAUCACUUCUGACAAAAAAGCGAUUUGAUGAGUGUGGCGUCUCUCCUCUGACAAUUAAGGCACUCACUGAUGCUGGAUACAUACGAAUGACCGUUGUGCAAGAGGCGACACUUCCUGUCUGUCUUGAUGGUAAGGAUGCUCUAGUGAAAGCAAAAACAGGCACAGGCAAAAGUGCUGCUUUUCUGCUUCCUGCAAUUGAAACAGUCAUCAAGGCAACACAAAGCAGCAUAAACCAGCGGCUACCUCAAAUUCAUGUUCUUAUUAUUUGUCCCACAAGGGAGCUUGCCAUUCAAGUUGCAGCUGAGGCAAAUGUUCUGUUAAAACACCAUGUUGGAAUUGGUGUUCAAACAUUUACUGGAGGGACAAGGUUCAAGAUGGAUCAGAAACGUCUCGAAUCAAAUCCUUGCCAGAUUAUAGUGGCAACACCUGGCAGAUUAUUGGAUCACAUAGAAAACAAGUCUGGGUUUUCUGUACGUUUGAUGGGUUUGAAGAUGCUUAUACUUGAUGAAGCGGACCACUUGUUAGACUUAGGAUAUAGAAAGGACAUAGAGAAGAUUGUUGAUUCUGUGCCACGCCAGAGGCAGUCCUUAUUGUUUUCUGCUACAUUUCCUAGAGAGGUAUGCCGAAUAUCACAGCUUGUCUUGAAACGAGAUCAUAUCUUUGUCGAUACAGUUGGCUUGGGAUGCGUGGAAACUCAUGCAAAGGUUCUGCAGGCAUAUCUUAUUGCACCUCAUCAACUGCAUUAUCACUUGGUGUAUAAUCUUCUGAAGGAACACAUGCAACAAGAGUUAGACUAUAAGGUAAUUGUAUUUUGUACAACUGCUAUGGGAGCGGCUUUUAUGUACGUGCUUCUCCGAGACUUGAAAAUGAAUGUCAGGGAAAUGCAUUCUAGGAAGCCACAACUUUAUCGAACUCGUAUAUCUGAUGAGUUCCGUGAAUCAAAGUGCAUAAUUCUUGUAACCUCUGAUGUUUCUUCUCGUGGGAUGAAUUAUCCUGAUGUCACUCUAGUCAUUCAGGUUGGCAUUCCUCCUGAUCGUGAACAAUACAUACAUCGACUUGGAAGGACAGGACGUCAAGGCAAAGAUGGAAAGGGCAUUCUAUUGCUUGCACCAUGGGAAGAAUAUUUCAUGGAUCAGAUAAAAGAUCUUCCCAUCAAGAAGUAUCAACUUCUGGAUCUUGAUUCAGACACAAAACAGAAGGUUGAGGAUUCCAUUGGAAGAGUUGACCCAAGCAUCAAGGAAGCAGCAUAUCAUGCCUGGCUUGGAUAUUAUAACUCUAUUAGGGAAGUAGGAAGAGAUAAAACCACGCUGGCUGACCUGGCAAACCAGUUUUGUCAUUCCAUUGGUUUAGAGAAGCCUCCAGCGCUCUUCAGGAGAACAGCUUUGAAGAUGGGAUUGAAGGGCAUUCCUGGCAUUCGAGUUCAUAAGUAAAUCCAACAAUUGUUCUGAUCCAUUUCCAUACUGCAAAUCCUUAAGUGUCAAUGCUGAUCGGACUUGCUAACUGUGUUGGGUGAUUACGGAGUGGUUUAGAUUGGUAUCAGAAAGAGAGAAAAAAUGACAACAUAAGCUAGUGAUGGAUGAUGGCUCGUAUUAGAUUCAAAAUAGCAUGGCUUGUUCUGAGAGGCAUUGACUUGUCCUAUAGCAUGGAGUGGGUGGAACAUUCUGAAGCCAUUUCCUAGCAUGGAGUGGGUGGAACAUUCUGAAGCCAUUUCCUUUCUAAAUUACACAUGUCUUCAAUCUUCAAAUCAUUCCCAUCUUCUUAGUAGGAACGAGAAAUGUCUGUUUAGCGAUCUCAUGGACUCCGUUACUUGAUAACUCAUAACCUUUCGACUAUACUAAUGUAUGGUACGAACAAGAUUCUUCAUCCAUCAUGUACUGUAUUCAUGAAUCUGUGAGACUCUCCAUGAACGCUAUUAGGAGUGUCCGUACGAGCGAUCAUUGAAUGAAGGUAUGAAGUUGACAUCAUUGA